CACACACACACACACACACACACACACACACACACACACACACACACACACACACACACAUGUUGUCUGGGACUCAGAGUAUUUGUGUAGAUGCAUAGGAGAGAAGGGAUGUGUGUAAUUAAAAUCUUAUUCCUGGGUUUUCUCUAGUAAUGAUUCUAAAAAAUGGUACUAUCUAAUUCCUGGAGGAACUAUUCUAUAUUUAUUCUAGGUUGAAAAAAAUGUUUAAAUGCAUCUUUGUCUCCCUCUAUCUGAAGCACAACUACUGCAGAGAUUACAUAUUGUUUUACGCCAAAUUAUAUUAUAUUUUUGAAAUGAUUCUUUAGUUUACUACAGUGCUACUGCAUUUCCCUAUUCACUCCCUUUUUUGCCCUACCUGACACAGCUUCAUGUGGCUUUGUCUUUUAUUUCCCUUUAUUGAAGAAUAUAAACCUGCUUUUAAGUAUUUUUUAUAAUCCUUUACUGUUAAACUACCAAGGCUGCAACUAUGGUGUUUAUUUUUCAAAAUUAAUCCUGUUAAAUAGCAAAGAAAACAUCGGAUAACCAGCAAUUAUUUUUUAUUUUGCAGCUGAAGUAUACUCAUUUCUCAGCGUUUGUGCUAACCAAGUAAUUAUAAAAUAUGCUGCAAAUCAACUUCAUACAAGUUUAAUAAUUGUUUAACUAACAAUGUAUGAUCUUUAAAGGCUUAAACUCAAUAUAAGUAGAUUUAAUGUGGACACUGGGUGCAAUAUAGCAGAUAUUUGAUAUAUAUUUAUGUACAAUGUUACUCACUGUUAGGGGGAUAUUGUCUAUAUUGAAAUCCUGUUAAUCAGUGGAAAUAAUAUCAACAGCUUUAAGUACAUUUUGAUGGUAACACCUUUCAAACACAUGUCCAGAAAGAGAGGUUUUGUGAUCUACUUUAAAGAUUGUAAUAAUGACUCCUGCUGUUUGCAGGUGUUUGACUGGAAGGAGGAGCGACUGGCUGCAGAGGGUCAGAGUGAUGAAGGGUGGAGCCAGGCCAAGGAGAGAGGGAGGAUCCAAUCAGAUGAGUGGGUGACGGUCACAGCCACACACAUACGGGAGGUGGAUGUGGAGCCUCUGGACUACGACCUGGAUAUCAGCCGGGAGCUGUGCAAACCUCAGAAGGUUCCCAUCCCCGAGCGCUACGUGGAGUCGGACCCCGACGAGCCCCUCAGUCUGGAGGAGCAGGAGGAGCGCAGCCGCCGGACGCAGCGCAUCAAGAACCUGCUCGCUAAGUCCAGUUAUCAGAACAGACAGCCGUCCGAUCCGCUGGACUUCGGUGAUCUGGACGCAGCUCUGCAGCAGCAGGAGAGGAUCAUGAGUGUGUCGCACGCUCUGGCCUCCGAGGCCUCGCGCAAGAGCAAGCUGGUGGCAGGUUAGUGAACAAACAUCCUUAC
This is a messenger RNA of Notothenia coriiceps (black rockcod), 1394 nucleotides long. RefSeq names its product pleckstrin homology domain-containing family A member 7-like. The coding region runs from base 844 to 1377 and encodes 177 amino acids. NCBI's taxonomy places the organism in Eukaryota, Metazoa, Chordata, Actinopteri, Perciformes, Nototheniidae. The record is from RefSeq and is a predicted model, not a curated record. The transcript has 3 exons.